Molecule: messenger RNA, 762 nt
Organism: Suillus bovinus
Lineage: Eukaryota; Fungi; Basidiomycota; Agaricomycetes; Boletales; Suillaceae
Product: ribosomal protein 60S
Exons: 6
Coding region: 104-442 (112 amino acids)
Biological process (GO): cytoplasmic translational elongation
Cellular component (GO): cytosolic large ribosomal subunit; ribosome
Molecular function (GO): structural constituent of ribosome
Source: RefSeq, a predicted model, not a curated record
UCGUCGGAUAGAAUCUACAGGUCUUCCCUUGAGGAUUAAAGUGAUUUGUAGCUGCCCGCAAUCCCGUCCUAUACAUAUUUUUGUGAAUUAACACUCGUCUAAAAUGCGUCACAUUGCUGCUUAUCUUCUCCUCCAAAUUGGCGGCAAUGCCUCUCCCUCAGCUGACGAAGUCAAGAAGGUGUUGAGUGCUGUCGGGAUAGAAGCCGAUGAGGACAGGCUCGAAAAACUUAUCUCCGAGCUGGAGGGCAAGGACAUCAAUGCUUUGAUUGCUGAGGGUUCUGCUAAGCUGUCGUCCGUUCCUUCUGGUGGCGCCGUUGCCGCCGCCGCUCCAUCAGCCGGCGGUGCAGCACCUGCCGCUGCCGUCGAGGAGGAGAAAAAGGAAGAAAAGAAGGAGGAGAAGGAGGAAUCCGACGACGACAUGGGCUUCGGUCUCUUCGACUAAAUACGUUACGAAAUGUUGUUCCUGUACGCAUCGUAAUAAUGAGGAAUUCGGUUGGAACGUUCGAAUCAGAAAAUACAUUGCGAUCAGGCAGCGUUGCGGUGCUAAUGGCCGCCGGAAUUGUUGGUGUCGAAAUUAUUAUCUAAUGACCGGCGGCAGGCACGUAUGGAAAGCCGCCGAAACCUACCUGGCGCGAGUUUAAUUGGUGGGGCCCUUCUUCGUGACCGUAUAUUAUGUAAUGUAAUAUAAUGUGACUUGAUCGGACAUUGUAACUAAGCCGGCGGCGCGAGGAAGUGGGAAAAGCCGGAUGCGGCCGGCGGGUU